AUGGAGCGUACUCAAUUUCAAUAUCACAGUGGUGCACUUUCAUUCAGUGGAACGUCAAAUGUCAUGAACAAUGAAGUCAUUUAUGAAAAUAUGAGGCCAUUAAGAAGUGCAACAGUUGAAGAGGAUGAAAGAAAUGAUGCCUUUGAAGAUGAAGAUGAAGAUAAAGCACCAAUUGAUAGCAAAGGAGAUGAUGAUGUCCCUUUUAGAGUUGGUGAUCUAUUCGAGACUAGGGACCAAUUAGUUGAUGCUAUUUGGGAUUACUCAAUCAAAAAGUUGGUUAUAUUCAAACAAAUUAAAAGUAAUCGCACAAGUUAUGAGGCAAUCUAUUUUAUGAAUACACAAAGGAAAGGUCAGGUCGAGGAAAAUGAAGCUGAUUACGCAUGUCCUUGGAAGUUAUAUGCAUUUACCGGAAAGAAACAUAAUAGGUAUUUUAAGAUCACAGAAUACUGCAGUGUUCACACAUAUAGCAAUCCAAUGUUUGAGCAAGAUCACAGUGGUGCUUCCGCCUCUUACAUAGCUCGGUUGAUUAUGCCAAAAUUAAAGAAGCAACUUGAGCUAAGGCCCAAUAAUACAAUUGAUAGAGUGUUACAUACGAAGUUCGUUGAAACAUCGUAUAGUAAAGCGUGGAAUGCAAGGAGAUUUGCUAUGAUAAAAAUAUUUGGUGAUUGGGAGAAGUCAUACGCGACACUACAUCAAUAUCUUGAUGCGAUCAAAAGAAGCAAUCCGGGAUCUGAAUACAAACUCAUAACCAAAGAGAUCAAUCCGGGAGUUCAUCAAUUCACCUCUGUAUUUUGGGUAUUUGGUCAUUCGAUUGAUGGAUUUAAAUUUUGUUGGCUAGUUCUUAGUAUUGAUGUCACACACUUAUACGGUAAAUAUAAGGGUGUAUUGCUUGUCUCUAUAAGAGUAGAUGCAGAUGGUUGCUUAUUUCCUUUGUCCUUCACAGUUGUGGAGGUCAAGAACAGUGAAAAUUGGAAGUAUAAGAGCUCGAUGAGGUUGCUAAUAUGGCACAUGAUGCAAUGA
Messenger RNA from Asparagus officinalis (garden asparagus), 1020 nucleotides. RefSeq lists its product as uncharacterized. The transcript is spliced from 3 exons. The record is from RefSeq and is a predicted model, not a curated record. The coding region runs from base 1 to 1020 and encodes 339 amino acids. Lineage: Eukaryota; Viridiplantae; Streptophyta; Magnoliopsida; Asparagales; Asparagaceae.